AUGCACUCCGGCAACGCCGUGCAAUACGCGCCCUUCAACGCAGCCAAAAGCAGUCUCCUAGCCGGACUCAAGCACCAGAACGCCAGCUGCGACCGGCCCGGCGAGCAAACCGCCACGUUCUACCUCGACGACGGCGCUCUAUUCCUCUACGACGCCUCGGCCACUCCGCAGGAGAUCUUUGUUGAUCGUUCUGGAAUGGGCCAAGGCGUCAUCGGAUACACCACCGGCGCCGAACCCGCCCCGACAAACAGCGAGCGCAAAGGCUGGGCCAUCACCAGCGACAACCACCUGCAGUUCGCGGGGCAGGACCUCAUCGCUUGCCCCGGUAGCUUGGAGGAGGGCGCGUUCAGCAUCUGGGCUGAUGCCGGCGUGGCCAACCCCGGAUACAACCAGGGCUGUGUGGGGAUUGCUGCUCGGGUGCAGGUUGCCCAGAACCCUAAUGGGUGUCUUUAUACCAGCCAGUAA
Molecule: messenger RNA, 465 nt
Organism: Aspergillus ochraceoroseus IBT 24754
Lineage: Eukaryota; Fungi; Ascomycota; Eurotiomycetes; Eurotiales; Aspergillaceae
Gene: aspf34
Product: cell wall protein PhiA
Exons: 2
Coding region: 1-465 (154 amino acids)
Source: RefSeq, a predicted model, not a curated record